Messenger RNA from Galdieria sulphuraria, 531 nucleotides. Its product is annotated as E3 ubiquitin ligase SCF complex SKP1 subunit. The coding region runs from base 23 to 490 and encodes 155 amino acids. The record is from RefSeq and is a predicted model, not a curated record. Gene Ontology annotation, cellular component: nucleus; cytoplasm. Gene Ontology annotation, biological process: SCF-dependent proteasomal ubiquitin-dependent protein catabolic process. The transcript has 5 exons. Gene Ontology annotation, molecular function: cullin family protein binding. Lineage: Eukaryota; Rhodophyta; Bangiophyceae; Galdieriales; Galdieriaceae.
GUCUUUUUUUAAGUUGAGGUGGAUGAACAACAAUAGUAAAACUGUCAAACUUGUAAGUAGUGAUAAUGAAAUUUUUGAAGUCGAGACAAGCAUCAUAUCACUUUCUGAAACAAUAAAGAAUGUCUUGGAGGACACGGAGGAUACUGAGAGCAUUCCUUUGCCCAACGUUGAAGGAAGAAUUCUAGCAAAGGUCGUUGAAUAUUGUAGAUAUCACUCGUUAUUGAAAACUAUCCCGCAAUCCGAAGAGGAUAUUGAGCGCUGGGAUAGAGAGUUUUUAAAUGUCGAUCAACCAACUCUUUUUCAUUUGAUUUUGGCUGCAAACUAUUUAGAUAUUAAAAGCUUAUUGGAUUUAACCUGUAAGAGAGUGGCAGAUAUGAUCAAAGGUAAAAAACCCGAAGAAAUUAGAAAAGAGUUUAAUAUCGUUAAUGACUUUACACCGGAAGAAGAAGAAGAGGUACGAAGAGAGAAUGCGUGGUGCGAAGAUCCAUAAAGCAUCGAGUAUAAUAAAACAAGAAAGUAUAUUCAAAUGAU